CUUUUGGCUAUAAAUUUAUGGCCGACAGCCCUUCAAAAAUACCAAAACCUAAAGAAACCCAAUAUUUUAGGUGGAGUAUUGUGUUGAGUGUUUAGGUGGGAAGAAUGUCAGGGGGAAUAAUAUUGUUGGAUUUCUGGGCAAGUAUGUUCGGGAUGAGAACCAGGAUUGCUUUGGCCGAGAAAGCGGUAAAAUACGAGUACAGGGAAGAAGAUCUGUGGAACAAGAGUGAUCUGCUGUUGGAGAUGAACCCGGUUUACCAGAAAGUACCUGUUCUUAUCCAUAAUGGCAAAGGUAUCUGUGAAUCACUCAUUCAGCUCCACUACAUCGACGAGGUCUAUAAUAAUAGAGCUCCUUUGCUCCCUGCUAAUGCUUACAAAAGGGCUAAUGUUAGAUUCUGGGCUGAUUUUGUCGACAAGAAGAUAUAUGACUCGGGUUCAAAAUUAUGGAAGACAAAGGGAGAAGAACUGGAAGCGGCAAAGAAGGAAUUCUUAGAGAACAUGAAAUUGUUGGAAGGGGAGCUUGGGGACAAGCUUUACUUUGGAGGAAGCACAGGAAAGGAUUUUGGGUACAUGGAUAUUGCUUUUGUUACAUUUUAUAGCUGGUUUUAUACCUACGAACAGUUUGGCAACUUCAGCAUUGAAGCAGAGUGCCCCAAGCUGAUUGCAUGGGUUAAGAGGUGCAUGCAAAAGGAGAGUGUUUCCAAGACCCUUCCUGACCCUCAAAAAGUCUAUGAAUUUGUCCUGGAGUUGCGGAAAAAAUAUGGGAUUGAGUGAUUUCAAUUCUGGGAUUCCAGAUUCCAGGCUUUGCUUGUUACUAUGAUUUUUAAAUAAAUGGCCAUUUAAGUGUGCCUGCAUCUUCA
Molecule: messenger RNA, 859 nt
Organism: Hibiscus syriacus
Lineage: Eukaryota; Viridiplantae; Streptophyta; Magnoliopsida; Malvales; Malvaceae
Product: glutathione S-transferase U25-like
Exons: 2
Coding region: 105-773 (222 amino acids)
Biological process (GO): glutathione metabolic process
Cellular component (GO): cytoplasm
Molecular function (GO): glutathione transferase activity
Source: RefSeq, a predicted model, not a curated record